Messenger RNA from Colossoma macropomum (tambaqui), 5273 nucleotides. RefSeq names its product inositol polyphosphate-1-phosphatase (gene inpp1). The record is from RefSeq and is a predicted model, not a curated record. The transcript is spliced from 6 exons. Gene Ontology annotation, molecular function: inositol-1,4-bisphosphate 1-phosphatase activity. Gene Ontology annotation, biological process: phosphatidylinositol phosphate biosynthetic process. The coding region runs from base 361 to 1503 and encodes 380 amino acids. NCBI's taxonomy places the organism in Eukaryota, Metazoa, Chordata, Actinopteri, Characiformes, Serrasalmidae.
ACGUUUUCCAUGGGAAAAUAUACGCUUCAGCACCGAGCGCUAAAAACACCGAUACAAAACAAACCACAAACAGCGGUUUCGGUCAAAAUGAAAGCUGAGUUUCGAUAGAGAAAGCAGUCGGCUCAGGUCGACCUGCCCUGUUUGCCUCGACAAGUCCGUGCAGAGGGCCAGCAGCAGCUACAGGAAGCAAACACGCAUCUGACUGCCUGCCUGACUGACUGGUGAAGAACUCAGCAAGAAUUCAAGGGCGAAAAAAUCCAGAUCGAAAGCAGCUCGACCGGAGCGGCGUUAGUUUAAGGUGAGAGCUUCUUCAGACCCGUCUGUAGUCCGGCUGUGCUCCCUGACUGCCUGACCUUUGUGAUGGCAGAGUUGCUGCGUCUGCUGCUCAGCGUGUCCGAAAAGGCUGCCAAUGUUGCUCGAGUGUGCAGGCAGGAGGCGGCACUCUUUGAGCUGCUGGUACAGGAGAAAACAGGAGCUGAUAAGAACAAGAAGUUUGUCCAGGACUUCAAGACGCUCGCCGAUGUGGUGAUACAAGAAAUGAUUCGACAUGAUGUUUGCACACAGUUUCCAGAGUUGACCGGCUUCAUUCAUGGAGAGGAAUCAAACAAGUUUGAGAACGGACUUGGAGAGAGUGUGACCGUUACAGUUUGUGCCAAGGAAGAGGACACAGCUGCCUUGUUAGCCAAGGUGCUGGAUGGUGACCAAGCAGCUGCAGUCCUCCUGACCAAAGCAAUCCACCAGGACCUGCAGAUUAGAGAUGAAGAGGCAGAAUCCUUGCAGCUUGCUCUCAGCCCAGCAGAUGUGGGCAUCUGGAUUGAUCCCAUUGAUGCCACCAGUCAGUAUAUUGAAGGGAAGGAAGAGGAGGUGUCAGAUGGAGGCUUUUGCCCUUCAGGACUUCGAUGUGCACUGGUUCUGAUUGGGGUCUACUUGCGGGCCACUGGAGAACCAGUAAUGGGUGUCAUUAAUCAACCAUUUAGCCGCAAAGACUCAACAGGCAAGGGGUGGAAGGGGCAGCACUUCUGGGGAGUGUCAUAUGGAGGAGUAAAUACUUACUCCUUCAAACAUCCCAAGCAGUCUCUUAAGAAGAAAAAUGACUCCCUCUCGGUGGUCCUGAGCUCCAGUGAGCGCCGGGAAGUAAAGGAUGCUUUAGCACCGCUUUGCAAUGGCCGUUUGAAGUAUGCUUCUGGAGCCGGGUACAAGAUCCUGUGCGUCAUCCAAGGCCUUGUGGAUGUGUACGUGCUCUCAGAGGGAAGCACCUUCAAGUGGGACUCCUGUGCCCCCCAUGCCCUGCUCCGGGCGCUUGGGGGAGGAGUUUCCGACCUCGGGGAGUGUCUCUCAGCCGUCAGCGAUGGAAACAAGGGCUUUAAAGCCGAACUGACCUACCAUCAGCCCCAGGCAGGCUGCCAGGGAGUAGAGAGGUGGGCAAACCAAGGCGGACUGGUGGCCUAUUUGGACUCUGCAGUUAUUGACAGGGUUGUGGGUGCACUUGUUGGGAAAAUUUGAGUUAUUAUGUUGUCAGAUGUUUAUCUUUGGAGCAGGUUUUAUUCUUUUAUUAACAGUUAUGGGUAUGUUCAUUGUUGCUAUUCGUUGACAUAGAUCUUCAUGGCAUUAUAGACUAUUAUAUGUAUCGAGAGAUUCAGUGAUGCCAAAAUGUUUUAAAGUCUAUACAGAAAUCCUUUUUAAGCUAUGAAAACAAGACAAAUCCUGAUUGGGACCUUUUUAAGUUUCAUUUACGUAGCCUACAUGUAAUCUAUUGCGUACAUUUAUAUUUCCAUUUUUCUCAAACUAGCAAAUGUUGGAGCUGCCAGUGAAAAAACAGGCAGUCAGAAUGCAAUAUUAUAUUUUGUUAUGUCUAUUAUAUUUUAAGAUGCAGUAUGUAAUGCAAAUUCUUAAAGUAAUAUUAAAGACAUAUAAUACUGUGUAAUCUUUAGAGUUAUGCAAAAGAGCAUAAAGUUUGUGAAAAUGUAAAGUAAAAAAAAAGAUAAAGUUACCAUUGAGUUUGCAUGUUCUACUCCAAAUCGUCAGUGUCAAAACAAACUAGAAUGUACCUCGAAAAUGCUGACUUUACACAUUGUUUGGACAAUUUUUAUUGGGCGAUUCAUCAUGAAAGUUUCAUGCAAUGUAAAGGAAAGCUGGCACUUUCAAAUCAUGUAUGGAGGAGCGGGGUUCGUUGGCACUCUGCCUUUAUCCCAAGCAUACCAUACAUUAGGAUGACCUACCUAGCAGCAAGUGAAACACCUAGAUGUGUACAUUUAUUACUCAAAUAACUUCAUACGAAUUUCAUUAACUUAGCAUCAGUUAGCUUUUAUGAUUCUCCAAUUAAUGGAUGUUUCUUUCAGCAAUGAAAGCAUCAUUCAACUCACCACUGCAGGUGUUGAGGUCGUCACAGCUCAUGGCCCAAACUUUAUUUCUUCAGCAGACAUUUCUUGAUCGUGAUCUAAAAUCUGGCUGGCAGCUCGCCAAUUGUUGAGAACUCCCAAAUUAUUGAAGCUAUUGAGAAUAAACUAGACUCAGGCACCUGUGCGGAGAAAGUUGGGUUUAUUAAAAGACAUCGUCAUACAGAGAUGUUAACGGAUCACCAUUUUCUUCUUUCUCCUGCCACUGAGCAGGAGUUCACACAUUACAGAGAGUGUUAUCACCCUCAGCCAGCCCAAACUGUCUUCCCCUGAUAAACAUCAAGGUUACAUACCAGUGAUAAAGAGGCAUAGGAACAUGCAGAACAUUCCUAACCUGAAAUAUUUAGGCCCUAGAGACAACACAACUGCUCUGAUAGACAGAAUAAGCAUAUAAAAGUUCUAAAAAUUAACCACUUUCCAGCAAAGGUCGUGGCUAAAAGACAGACCCUUUUAAUAUCAGUAAGUAUUGGUUGGAAUUGGUUGUGCAUUCAUGACUAAAUUAAUAUUGUACACUUGUUCCAACCAGCCCCAGCAUAGAAUUCAUUGGCACAGUGCCAAUAAAUAUAAUUUCAAAGACUGAAGCAACAAAUAGAAAUGAUCAGACUAAAUGGCAACCAAAUGACAUUUUCGAAUCAAUUAGAUGUUCAGAAUGUUAUUUUUAUUUUAGUAGCAUACAAUGUACAGCUGUGCUUUGUGAAAAAAGAGACAGCUUUCAUACAAUAUUACUCAAGCAAAAAUUUGAGUAUGUGUAUUUCACAUUUGAAAAAUGUUGAUUUUCUAAGUGAAAAUACAAACUCUUGUAGACAGCUUAGAGGUAAAAACAACUUGUUAUAAAUGUAAUCUAAUUUUAAUAUAAACACAGGAUUCUAGUCGUGUUAGUAUGCUAUGUAGUAUGUGUGCAGCGUAUAAUAUAAAAUAACUUAGGCAGGCUGACACAUGUGCCAACCAACCCCACCCACAUCAGGACACAACUCUGUUUACUUCAUGCUAGCCAGCUGGCAUUACUUAUCAUUGGCUUUCAAAUCAAACACAGCCGAUUGCUAUCUCUUAAUGUAUUUCAAAAUUCUGCCUUUAAAAAUGAACUGUGUUUACUCAGGGAGAUUUUUUUAUACCCACCUUAACACACGGUAGCGUUCAGAGCUCCUGAUAAACUGGAUGAACAUCGGUUUAAUGAGGGCAGUUAUUUUUAUGUUACAUUUUGGUGACAGUGUCUCCUCUCUCUGUAAGUUGACACUGUGCCAACCAACCCUGUUGUUUCCCAGAGUCCAGUGGUGGUGUGCUUUACACCCCUCCAGCCGACACCUGGCAUUGCACACAGUGACCCUAGGCUCCGUGGUGUGACACUUCAAGGCUGAGCUAUUGUUGCUUCUAGACGCCUCCAUUUUGCAAUAAUAACACUUACAGUUGACUGGGGCAGAUCUAGCAGGACAGAAAUUUAACAGUCUGACUUUUGGCAAAGGUGGCAUCCUAUGACAGUGCCAUGUUCAAAGUCACUGAGCUCCUCAGUACAACCUAUUAAACUGCCAAUCUGUGUUUAUCGAGACUGCAAGGCUAUGUGCUUGAUUUUAUACACCUGUUAGCAAUGAGGGUGGCUGAAACACCUGAACUCAGUAAUUAGGAGUGGUGUCCACAUACAUACAUUUGGCCAUAUAGUGUGUGUGCAUGUAUGUGUGUGUGUAUAUAUAUAUAUAUAUACACACACCAAAUAGCCAGGUUUCAGAAACUUGUUCUGGAUUUAUUUAUAUCAUCAAUGGGGAAAAUAUCCACUAAUCCUUAUUAGUCCAUUUCCUGAACUGUGAAUGCCACAGAGCUGUGGUUUCACUGCGGUUCUUUUCGUAGGGUUAUACUCUGCCGGUGAAUCAGUGUUGUGGAAACAGCAGGAUACAUCUGCACUUUGGGAAAUGCCUUUUUAUGGCCAAAGACCUCUCAAAGAGAGAACUCGAUUUCAUCUCCACUCAGCUGAAGAAACAUUAAGAAGUGUUGCCAAAGCCACAUGAAUAAAUAGAAUAAGAGAUUAGAAGGCCAUAAAGAGCCUUUGCUCUUUAGUUGAUUUACUGUAAAUACUAGAUUAGUCUGUAAUACUACAUGAAAGGAUGCUUGCAAUAUCAAACUGGCAAACUCAUAAAAUUACAAUUACAGUACUUUCUUCACUAUUUGGGGUUCAUGAGGUGAAAUCUAUUCUUCCUGUGUGAACAUUUUACAUGAUCUUGCAGCUUUUCAGCUUUAAACACAGUAGGACUAAACCAUUAGAGUAUGUUCGUGUAAGGAGUAUAUAUUAUACACUAUUCAAUUCAGCUGUAGGACUAGAAUGAAUACCAUAUUUUAGUUGGAGUCUGUUUAACCUGUAGCAUAUAAUGAAAAUGGUUGGUGCUACUGCUGAAAAGUUUGGAAUCACGGUAAUAAUUGUUCAUAAAUAAUUUUAUUCAAUAACGUUCGGGGUAGACUAAAAUAUGAACAAAUAUUUUCGAUGUUUUGUUCAAUAUUUUCAUAGGUGGCAGGAUAUUUUGACAUAAAUAGUGUACUGUAAUUGUCUAGUUAUUUCUUGUCUUGUCAGUCAUCUGCCUUUAAUCACUACUUUUGAAAUAUGAGGAAUUCUGGAUAUUUUAUUAUAGCUUUAUUCUUGAUAUUAGACAGCUUUCUCAAUCAUUUAAUCAUUAGAAUCUUUAUCUGCAGCAAAUUUGAUUUUGUAUUAUUUUAAAACAGUGAUACCAAACUUUUAAACAGUGUGUAAUUCUGAUCACAAGAAAUUUGCAUUGUGGGCCGUACUUCAAAUAUAUAUAAGCGCUAAAUUCUGAUCUGUGAACUUUUGUAGUUCAAAGUUUGGAAUGAAGCAGGAAAACUGAAUUAUGCCGUUUGAAAUAAAUUAUCGCAUCAUGA